AUGGAAUGUGGCAGCCAUGGAGUCUGCUCAAGGGGAAUUUGUCAAUGCGAAGAAGGCUGGGUAGGACCAACAUGUGAAGAACGUUCCUGUCAUUCUCACUGUGCUGAGCAUGGCCAAUGCAAAGAUGGAAAAUGUGAGUGUAGCCCUGGAUGGGAGGGCGACCACUGCACUAUUGCUCACUACUUAGAUGCUGUUCGAGAUGGCUGCCCGGGGCUCUGCUUUGGAAAUGGGCGAUGUACCCUGGAUCAAAAUGGUUGGCACUGUGUGUGUCAGGUGGGUUGGAGUGGGACAGGCUGCAAUGUUGUCAUGGAAAUGCUUUGUGGAGAUAACUUGGACAAUGAUGGAGAUGGUUUGACGGACUGUGUGGACCCUGAUUGUUGUCAACAAAGCAACUGUUAUAUAAGUCCUCUCUGUCAGGGCUCACCAGACCCUCUUGACCUCAUUCAGCAAAGCCAACCCCUAUUCUCUCAGCAUACUUCAAGACUCUUCUAUGAUCGAAUCAAAUUCCUCAUUGGCAAGGACAGUACUCAUGUCAUUCCUCCAGAGAUUUCAUUUGACAGCAGGCGUGCUUGUGUGAUUCGAGGCCAAGUGGUGGCGGUAGAUGGAACCCCCCUAGUAGGGGUGAAUGUUAGUUUCUUGCACCACAGUGAUUAUGGGUUUACCAUCAGCCGGCAAGAUGGAAGCUUUGACCUCGUUGCCAUCGGUGGUAUCUCUGUCACCUUAAUCUUUGAUCGCUCACCUUUCCUGUCUGAGAAGAGGACACUCUGGUUGCCUUGGAAUCAGUUUAUUGUGGUGGACAAAGUAACCAUGCGGAGAGUUGUAUCAGACCCACCAUCCUGUGAUAUCUCCAACUUUGUCAGCCCAAACCCUAUUGUGCUUCCUUCACCGCUCACAUCAUUUGGAGGGUCUUGUCCAGAGAGGGGAACUAUUGUUCCUGAGCUGCAGGUUGUACAGGAGGAGAUCCCCAUUCCUUCCAGCUUUGUGAGGCUGAGUUACCUGAGCAGCCGCACCCCCGGAUAUAAAACACUGCUACGGAUCCUUCUAACACAUUCAACCAUUCCCAUGGGGAUGGUUAAAGUACACCUCACAGUAGCUGUGGAGGGGCGACUCACCCACAAGUGGUUUCCUGCUGCAGCUAAUCUCGUCUACACGUUUGCUUGGAACAAGACAGACAUUUAUGGACAGAAGGUUUGGGGACUGGCAGAGGCCUUGGUAUCUGUGGGAUAUGAAUAUGAAACCUGCCCUGACUUUAUUCUCUGGGAGAAAAGGACAGUCAUCUUACAAGGUUUUGAGAUGGAUGCUUCUAACCUAGGAGGCUGGUCAUUAAAUAAGCAUCAUAUUUUCAAUCCUAAAAGUGGAAUCAUACAUAAAGGGAAUGGAGAAAAUAUGUUUAUUUCCCAGCAGCCCCCAGUCAUAUCAACUAUAAUGGGUAAUGGACACCAACGGAGUGUAGCCUGCACCAACUGCAAUGGCCCAGCCCACAACAACAAACUCUUUGCUCCUGUUGCUUUAGCUUCUGGCCCUGAUGGUAGUGUGUAUGUUGGUGACUUCAAUUUUGUAAGGCGAAUAUUUCCCUCAGGAAACUCUGUUGGUAUUUUGGAAUUAAGGACCAUGGAGAUUUGA
Myotis myotis is the source of this 1623-nucleotide messenger RNA. RefSeq names its product teneurin-1-like. The transcript is spliced from 10 exons. The record is from RefSeq and is a predicted model, not a curated record. Gene Ontology annotation, cellular component: neuron projection. Gene Ontology annotation, molecular function: cell adhesion molecule binding; protein heterodimerization activity; protein homodimerization activity. Lineage: Eukaryota; Metazoa; Chordata; Mammalia; Chiroptera; Vespertilionidae. Gene Ontology annotation, biological process: neuron development; heterophilic cell-cell adhesion. The coding region runs from base 1 to 1623 and encodes 540 amino acids.